Naegleria lovaniensis is the source of this 2628-nucleotide messenger RNA. RefSeq lists its product as uncharacterized. Gene Ontology annotation, molecular function: SNARE binding. Gene Ontology annotation, cellular component: exocyst. The transcript is spliced from 6 exons. The record is from RefSeq and is a predicted model, not a curated record. NCBI's taxonomy places the organism in Eukaryota, Heterolobosea, Eutetramitea, Acrasida, Naegleriidae. Gene Ontology annotation, biological process: exocyst localization; exocytosis. Bases 1 to 2628 code for a protein of 875 amino acids.
AUGAAUCAUAUCGGAGAGCAACCAGGCUUUGAUUAUGACGCUACUGUAGCGAGAGUGAAGCGGUUUGCAGUGGCUCUUGCCGAAACGGAAUUACAAUCGUCCAAGUCGUUGGAGAAUGUGGCUUCGGAAAUUCAAAAUAUACAGAAUAACAACACCUUGCUGCAUAAUCAAAUUACCACACUGUGUUCGGCUCAGAUUGAGGAAGCGCAACGUGCCUUAUUGUUGAUCAACUCAUCCCAAAAUAUUCUCAAAGAUGUAAAAUCAGAAUUUUCGAGUCUUAAAGAGAAGGCUAGAAAAGGACAAGAAAUCAUCAAGUGCUAUUCCACGAUUCGGAAAGCGUUUUCAAUCCUGAGUAUGAUCGGAAAAACAAGGGAAUGGAUUGCUAGGCUUCUCCAUCUCAGAAAAGAAGUAUUUCAAAUGAAACAAAUAUUGAGGACUGAGUUAGAAAAGCUAAUGAACCAAGAUGAAGAAAUAGAACUAGAAGAAGAAGGCGAUGUCUUUGAUGAAGAGGUCGAUUUAAGCCAAUUUGGAUUUGAAGAAACUGACUUUAAUGAUGAAGAACCACACAACGUAUUGAUCACCAUUUAUGAAAGAUUAUGCGGAUUGGAAGACUUUAGGUUAAAAGCUCUCGAUGAGACAUCAAAUAAUCCCCAAAGCAUGCAAGUGUUUUCAAAAUACCUAUCCAUCAUUGACUCUGUCAUGCAUUUGUUUAAUAAGGUCAUGGAGAAGCACUUUGAGAAUGCAGUGGGCUUGUCGCAUGAAGAGCCAGAAAAAUUAAUUCAGGUUAUUAGAAUUAUGGAAAGAGAUGAGAAGCGGAAACGGACGGUAGAAGCUGAUUCUCUUACAUCACACGACAUGGAACCCGUUACCUUAAGAUAUUCUUACAAAAACUAUCGACAAAUGUGCUUGGAAUCCAUUGAAAGAUAUGUUCAAAACUCGUUGAGGUAUGAAGUUGGAAACGAUGAAAAUAUUGAAGAUGUCAUGGACAAGAUGAAAAAUCUUGUUGAGUCUGAGUUGGAAACCAUCGAAAAACAUCUAGUUGUUUGCUUUCCAACAAAAUAUAACAUUUUUGAAAAGUGUGUAGAAUUUUUCGACAACGAGGUUCGACACAUUUUAAGUCACUACAUCACCGACGAGACAGACAAUAUUACAAGAUCUCAAAUACUUAAAUGGCUCAUAGAGUAUCCAGAAAUUUACGACCCAUACCUUGACUAUCUCGAAGCUGUGAAAAUUGACUAUUCUGGAAUGAUAACUGACCUUAAAACCACUAUUAACAUCACCUUCUUUAAAUCGAUCAUGGAGUGGCGAGAGAAGCUUGUUCAAAAUCUCUUUAACACGAUUUGUAAAGAUAAUUCUGAUGAAAAAGGGUUCUUGAUACAAGACGACAUUUUAUAUACAUAUGGACCGAUUGAUUUCUUCACUACCCUUGACCAGGCAUUGCAAUCUAUUUCUCAAUGUGGCCAAAAAGAUCUGAUGGAACAAAUUUCUUUUGCAAUAAGACAAACUUUGACUGAUUACACUGCAAACUUAAAGGAUGGUGUUAAUCGACAUAUGGAUAAAAUCACAAUCAAGAGAUUAAUUGCUCUCUCCAACGACUGCAGUAAAUGCAUUUUGUUUACUCAAGAUCUACAGGACCAAAUUGCAGAGGUUUUACCGGACUUGGAAAUGGAAAAAAUAACCAUGGAAGAAGUAUUGAGUGGUUUUUCUAGCCUUUCUUCUGAACUUGUAAAUACUCUUUGUCAGAGAUUUAUAUCGAAAAUUGAUCCGUGUCUAGAGAAAAUUUUCACGAAAGAUUGGUAUUCAGAUAAAGGAGAACACACAUGUGUAACGGAAGCUUUAGAACUUUUACAGAACGAUAUUCAAUUACCAAUUGAUUUUAUGGAAUGGGAAAAGGUUGUAACAAUUGUUACCAAAGUAUUUAAUCAUCUGGUAACUAGAUAUAUUGACUCCUUGAUGACAAAGAAGUUUACGUUCACCAAAGAAGAACGUGAGAUAGUGAAGAAUGAAAUCGCUGCAAGCAUUGCGUUUUUACCUCCAGAAGACGAUAACGGCUGGGUCUCUACCAUUGUGAAGCCUCUUAGAUUGAUAGAAGAUGUGUUCGAUACCAUCGACGAUGAAGAUCUGCUUCAGUGCAUGUCAGAAGCUACAAGUACAUAUUCAGAUCUAGGAGAAAUCGUUUUUGAAACUCUUGUAAAGAAAGCUGGUUUUACAAAGGAUCGAACGGAGCUUUACCUCUCAACCAUUUCACAAUUCUUCAAAACAAAGAGUAAGCUUGCCCAAAGAAAACAUGACAAAAAGUCGUUAUUUGGCGUUUAUAAUCCCAAAGUAGAAGAAGACAAAUCUUCAACCAAAUCAGAGGUUAAAGAAAAGAAAACAACCUCAGAAAAGAGAGUUAAAAAGAAAAAAUCCCUUCGAAGAAUCUUUUCGUCACAAGCAGAACAACCCAAAGCUUUGUCGGCCAGUUUCACGGACCCCUCAAUUCCAGACGACGAUGACGAUGGAGAUUUGCCCUCCAAGCCAACAACAACGAAUAGCAGCCCAGUUUCAGUCAUUCCUGCGGGGGCAGAAAAAAAGAAAGGAGAAUCUGGUGUUUCCGAAAUGAAUCUGUUAGAUUAUUUGGAUGAUUAG